Messenger RNA from Naegleria gruberi, 906 nucleotides. RefSeq lists its product as uncharacterized. Gene Ontology annotation, molecular function: protein binding. The record is from RefSeq and is a predicted model, not a curated record. Gene Ontology annotation, cellular component: glucosidase II complex. Gene Ontology annotation, biological process: N-glycan processing. The transcript is spliced from 2 exons. The coding region runs from base 1 to 906 and encodes 301 amino acids. Lineage: Eukaryota; Heterolobosea; Eutetramitea; Acrasida; Naegleriidae.
AUGAAUACAAUGAAAACCUCAGCUACUAGUUGUUGUAUGUUGGCUGUUGUAGUUAUCCUGAUGAUGGCCACUAUCUUUGCUGUCAAUGGAUCCUUGACUCCAAAGGAAAGAACAACAUACGGAGUGCCAAGCGAUUUGUUGGAUAAAUACACACAAACAUCUGAAAACCAAAAAUUUAAAUGUUUAAAAUCGAAUGAGGAAAUUCCCUUCUCUUCUGUAAAUGAUAAUUAUUGUGAUUGUGCUGAUGGAAGUGAUGAACCAGCUACAAGUGCUUGUAGUAAUUCCGAUCUUUCUUUUAGUGAUGAUGUUAAAUUCUAUUGUAGAAAUAAGCACUACAAAUCACAAUACAUUUCCCACAGCAAGGUUAACGAUGGUGUUUGUGAUUGUUGUGAUGGUUCCGAUGAAAACUUUGCCUCUUCUAUGGGUGAAGCAUCUCUCAGAGUUUGUGAAGAUACCUGUAAAGAUUUAGGAAAGGAAAUUGUUGCUAGUUUACAAAAUGAAAUUGCUGCCAUUAAAUCAGCAAUCCAUUCUGUCUAUGCUGAUCUUGAAUAUGGUAAGAAUAAGCUUGCUGAAAUGAAAACUCAAUCAGAUGAUUUGCAAUCCAAGAUUACUGAAAAGGAAACCACAUUAAAUGAAUUGCAAACAAAGAAGGAAGAAGCUGAAAGAGUUGAAAGACUCGAAAAGGACUUGCUCAGAGCUAAGAAGAUGAGAGAUUGGGAAGAAGCUCAAGCUGCCAAAGAAAAGGAAGAACCAGCACCAACACCUGUUGCAGUUGACCAACCAACUGGAGAAAAUACUGAAGGAGAACAACCAACUGGAGAAAAUGUUGAACCUCCAAAAGUUGAAGAACCAGCCCAAUUUUUUGAUGAUGAUGAACUUAAUAACUUCAAGUUGCCAGGUAAGUAG